AUGUCUUCUUCUUCAUCCACCUCCAUGAACCGGUACUGGAUACCCAGCUGGGGCAUCCACAAGAAGGUCAUAACCCAACAACUGCCAUAUCACCUCGGCCCUCAAGCGACGGGAGAAGACGGUUUUCUCAUUGCGACCCUCGGAAAUUGCCUUUCAGAUGAGCAAAUAGACGAUCUCUGUCGCAAGUCGACCGACUACUGGGACCGGAAGGAAGCUGCGCGGAGCCAGCAGGACCCAGAAGGAGGCCUGAAGAGACCGGCUCAUCAGCCAGUGCCUAUCAUAUCGGGCACAUCUGGCACACCAAGGAAGAAACGGCCAUUGCAGGUGUAG
Molecule: messenger RNA, 330 nt
Organism: Emericellopsis cladophorae
Lineage: Eukaryota; Fungi; Ascomycota; Sordariomycetes; Hypocreales; Bionectriaceae
Exons: 3
Coding region: 1-330 (109 amino acids)
Source: RefSeq, a predicted model, not a curated record